UGGUUGGGGGGGCGCAAGAUGGCGGCGGGCGACGCGGUUGGGAGGUACCGCAGCACUGUGGGCAGGAGCAAGGACCCCUCGGGGCUGCUCAUCUCGGUUAUCAGGACUUUAUCCACCAGCGAUGACGUGGAGGACCGGGAGAACGAGAAGGGGCGGCUGGAGGAGGCGUACGAGAAGUGCGACCGCGACCUGGACGAGCUGAUCGUGCAGCACUACACGGAGCUGACCACGGCCAUCCGCACCUACCAGAGCAUCACCGAGCGCAUCACCAACUCCCGCAACAAGAUCAAGCAGGUGAAGGAGAACCUGCUGUCCUGCAAGAUGCUGCUGCACUGCAAACGGGACGAGCUGCGCAAGCUGUGGAUCGAGGGCAUCGAGCACAAGCACGUCCUGAACCUGCUGGAUGAGAUUGAGAACAUCAAGCAGGUCCCUCAGAAGCUGGAGCAGUGCAUGGCCAGCAAGCGCUACCUCAACGCCACCGACAUGCUGGUGUCAGCAGUGGAUUCCCUGGAGGGUCCCCUCCUGCAGGUGGAGGGGCUGAGCGACCUGAGGCUGGAGCUGCACAGCAAGAAGAUGAACCUGCACCUGGUGCUGAUCGACGAGCUGCACCGGCACCUCUACAUCAGAUCCACCAACCGCGUGGGGCAGCGUGGCAGGGACAGAGCCCGCCUCGGGUCCCUUGUGAAGGACUCCUCUCCUGUGCCUCUGAUGGAUGUCACUAAUUUAUCUACACCUCGGAAAUUCCUUGAGACUUCCCAGUUCACUACUCCUGGGAGCUCCAGCAUGCGAGACUCCAGCCUUCUGGAAAUCAAAGAGGACACAGAGCUGGAUCCAGAGGAGAACAGUGCUGCCUUCAUGGGAAUCCUCAUCAAGGGGCUGGCCAAGCUGAAGAAAAUCCCAGAAACAGUGAAAGCCAUCCAGGAUCGCUUGGAACAGGAGCUCAAGCAGAUUGUGAAGCGCUCCACCACUCAGGUGGCUGACAGUGGCUACCAGAGAGGGGAGAACAUCUCCCAGGAAAAUCAGCCUAGGCUGCUGCUGGAGCUGCUGGAGCUGCUCUUUGACAAGUUCAACGCCGUGGCUGCCGCGCACGCCGUGGUGCUGGGCCACCUGCAGCAGACUGUGGCCUCCCCCUGCAGCCAGCACGAUGGGGACAUCAAGCUCUACGACAUGGUGGACGUGUGGGUGAAGAUCCAGGAUGUCCUGCAGAUGCUGCUGACGGAGUACCUGGACAUGAAGAACACGCGCACGGCCUCGGAGCCCUCGGCCCAGCUCAGCUACGCCAGCUCCGGCCGCGAGUUCGCCGCCUUCUUCGCCAAGAAGAAGCCCCAGAGACCCAAGAACCCUCUCUUUAAGUUUGAAUCCUCAUCCCAUGCCAUCAGCAUGAGUGCCUACCUGAGGGAGCAGAGGAGGGAGCUGUACAGCAGGAGUGGGGAGCUGCAAGGAGGACCAGAUGAUAACUUAAUUGAAGGUGGUGGCUCCAAGUUUGUGUGCAAACCAGGAGCCAGGAACAUCACCGUCAUCUUUCACCCCCUGCUCAGGUUCAUCCAGGAGAUCGAGUUGGCCAUGGAGCUGGGCCCAGCCAAGCAGUGCCCUCUGAGGGAGUUCCUCACCAUGUACAUCAAGAACAUCUUCCUCAACCAGGUCCUGGCCGAGAUCAACAAGGAGAUCGAAGGCGUCACCAAGGCCUCGGAUCCCCUCAAGAUCCUGGCCAACGCUGACACCAUGAAGAUCCUGGGAGUGCAGAGGCCUCUGCUGCAGAGCACGGUGAUCGUGGAGAAGACAGUGCAGGACCUGAUGGACCUCAUGCACGACCUGAGCGCCUACUCGGACCAGUUCCUCAGCAUGGUGUGUGUGAAGCUGCAGGAGUACAAGGACACCUGCACCCUGGCCUACAGGGGCAUCGUGCAGUCGGACGAGAAGCUGGUGAUCAGCGCCUCCUGGGCCAAGGAUGAUGAUAUCAGCAGGCUCCUGAAAUCCCUGCCCAACUGGAGCAACAUGGCUCAGCCCAAGCAGCUGAGGCCCAAGAGAGAGGAGGAGGAGGAUUUCAUAAGAGGUGGACACCCAGAGCACACAGGAGGCCCUGGAUGGGAUGGAGAACAUCCCAAAUGUAACUCCUCUCUCUUGGCAGCCACGUCCCCAGGCCAGGAGAGCCACGCCAGCCUGGAGCAGCUCCCUGCAUCCGAGCAGAUCCUGCAGAGCCUGAGCGAGCUGGCCAGGUCCUUCCAGGAGAUGGCUGACCGCUGCCUGCUGGUGCUGCACCUGGAAGUCAGGGUUCACUGUUUCCACUACCUGAUCCCUCUGGCCAAACAAGGGAACUACGCCAUCGUGGCCAACGUGGAGAGCAUGGACUACGACCCGCUGGUGGUGCGGCUCAACAAGGACAUCAGCGCCAUCGAGGAGGCCAUGAGCGCCAGCCUGCAGCAGCACAAGUUCCAGUACAUCUUUGAAGGCUUGGGCCACCUCAUCUCCUGCAUCCUGAUCAACGGCGCGCACUACUUCAGGCGCAUCAGCGAGUCCGGCAUCAAGAAGAUGUGCAGGAACAUCUUCAUCCUGCAGCAGAACCUCACCAACAUCACCAUGUCCCGGGAGGCCGACCUGGACUUCACCAAGCAGUACUACGAGAUGCUCUACAACACAGCAGACGAGCUGCUGAACCUGGUGGUGGACCAGGGCGUGAAGUACACGGAGCUGGAGUACAUCUACGCCCUGAACCUGCUGCACCGCAGCCAGACGGGCGUGGGCGACCAAACCACGCAGAACAUGCGGCUGCAGCGCCUCAAGGAGAUCAUCUGCGAGCAGGCUGCCAUCAAACAGGCCACCAAGGACAAGAAAAUCACCACCGUGUGACCGCCUCUGCCACCCCCUCACCCGCAGCUGACGGGUGGCACCUCUCCAAGUUGUUUUUUUUGUUGUUUUGUUCUGUUUUAAUCUAAGAAAAAGUGGGAAUCUUCUGGGUUUUGUGGUGAGGAGGGGAAUGCUAUUUGAGAUUUGGGGUUGGGGUGGUUUUGGUGUGUAUCCACGUAACGCUUCUUCAAUGUUCUCCCAAAAGUGAUUCCACAGCAGGAGCCCCAGUGGGGUUUGGGGUGGGAUGUUGGGCUUUGCUCUGUUGCUGCUGCUUUGUUUUGGGAUCUAAAGGGAGUUGUGGGGUGGGAAAAGGGAAAAUUGGGUCUUGGAAGUUCAGACCACUCUAAAUAAUCAGCACCCUGCCAGUCAAUCCCAGACCUGUUGAUCACAUCUUGAUGGUCUGGAGAUCUUUUCCGGAGCCUGCUCGGCUCUGCUAUUGCUCUCUCCAGGUUGUACCCACGUGAAGUUUCCCGCUGUUCCCACUGCUAAAAGCUGGGAUUGUUUAUUCCUUCAGGUGGUGAUCAGCCAGCUCUGCACGUGGGAGGUAACACGGGACCAUUUGUUUCCACUUCUCCUCUUUCAUUAUCCCGGAGCCAUCUGGCGCUCCUGCAGCGCCGGGUGGAGGCAGGAGAAAAUUGCCAACAUAAAAUAACAAAAAAAGCUUCCUUCUCUUGUCCUGAAUGUUAUCUUUGAGUUCCCCCCAGCUCCAGAGAUAUUUUGUGGCUGUCACUUGGUGCACUGGAAGGACAGGCAGGGUUGCGUAGCUCAGCACCAAUGAUCAGCAAGGGUAGGAGGGCACCAAAUCCAGGGUCUGAGGCACACCCAGGGCACCAAUUCUGCCCUGCCUUCACCCUCUGAAUUCACCUGGCAAAAGGUUCCUUAUUCCUCCAAAAUCAGAAUCCACUGCACUUGUGUUUGCCAAGAAAAUUGGGGACCCGGCUAGGUUUCCUGUGCUGAGAAAGGUUCUCUCUGAGCUGUAGGUGCUUUGUGUGUCAACCUUGAAAUUGCAGAAUUAAAGGAUGUUUAAAAGCCC
This is a messenger RNA of Passer montanus (Eurasian tree sparrow), 3877 nucleotides long. It is a transcript of the gene EXOC4, whose product is annotated as exocyst complex component 4. Bases 19 to 2847 code for a protein of 942 amino acids. The record is from RefSeq and is a predicted model, not a curated record. NCBI's taxonomy places the organism in Eukaryota, Metazoa, Chordata, Aves, Passeriformes, Passeridae. Gene Ontology annotation, cellular component: synapse; exocyst; growth cone membrane. The transcript is spliced from 17 exons. Gene Ontology annotation, biological process: chemical synaptic transmission; exocytosis; Golgi to plasma membrane transport.